Drosophila bipectinata is the source of this 4719-nucleotide messenger RNA. It is a transcript of the gene Ehbp1, whose product is annotated as Eps15 homology domain containing protein-binding protein 1. Gene Ontology annotation, molecular function: protein binding. Lineage: Eukaryota; Metazoa; Arthropoda; Insecta; Diptera; Drosophilidae. Gene Ontology annotation, cellular component: filamentous actin; microtubule organizing center. Gene Ontology annotation, biological process: actin cytoskeleton organization. The record is from RefSeq and is a predicted model, not a curated record.
CAAAAAUUGUAAAUAAUUCGCAAUCGAAAUAGCAGAAAAAACACGGACCGCUGUGGUUCAUUUGAUCAGCGGACGGGGGUGAUAAUUGACAACGCCAAGUGUGAAGAGUGGAGUGUGCUCCCCCAACGUAUAGCGUAUAUUAAUUCGAUGCUCGUGGAGCAUUGGGUCUGACGGUUUACCCAGAAAUCGGAGACCAAAACAAGAGUGACGUCAUAAUGGUGCUCAGUAUAUCGCCCAAUAAAAGCUACCAUAUAAACACGAUAAUAUGAAUUAAGAACACAAGGAACAUAGCAGACAAGCAACGAAGAGAGCCGUAUCGGAUCUAAUUUUUAUACAAACCUCAAAGACGACGACGGGCAAUCAGCACAGAAACCAAAUUAAAGUCACCCACUGGACUACUGACUACUGACUACGAUCCACACCCGCUACAAUGGCCAGCGUCUGGAAGCGAUUGCAGCGCAAUUUCAAGCGGGCUGCCAAAUUCCAGUUCACUGCGUCCUAUCAUGAUCUGCAUCUGGAAACCACCGCCAAGUGGCGACCUUCGAACCUCUCGAUAGUUUGGACCAGACGAUCUAGACGAGAGGCCAGUGCCCCCCUGCCAUGGGAGCCGGACAUGAUGAAUCCGCUGGUGGGUAACAUAUCCUGGCCCGUGCCCGACAAUCACACCAUAUCGGUGACCCUCUUCAAGGAUCCCCGCACACACGAGCUGGAGGACAAGGACUGGACAUUUGUCAUUGAAGAUAUUACUCCCAUGGGCAAGAAACGGGUGCUGGCCAAUGCCAGUAUCAAUAUGAGAAAGUAUGCCAGCAUAGAAUCCACUCAGCAGAGCUUUACUUUGGCACUAAAGCCUGUCUCGAAGAAGAUCACAGCCGCCAGCCUGGAACUAACCAUUAGUUGUGUAUUUCUCCGCGAGGGCAAGGCAACCGAUGAGGACAUGCAGAGCGUGGUCUCUAUGAUGUCCGUGAACAACAACUGUGAUGUGGCGCCCUUGGACGACCUGGAGGAUAUACCCGAUCUGGAGAAUUUCAGUGAAAUCACAGACAACUUGUAUGACUUUACCCAACAACUGGAGCAGAUGACAACGAGCCUCAACGGUUGCAUUGACGCGACCACCCCCCUAAGUGUACCUUCGUUAUCUGAAGACCCAACUCCUUUGGCCGAGUCAUUUAAUCAAUUGCAUUUUGAACUAGACGCCGAUGGCGAUCGCGAUCGCGAAGCUACCAACAAGUUAGACUUGUCCACAGCUGCAUCUGGCAGUUCUAGUGGGCCUCUAGCCAGUGGAGGUCCUUCCGCCGACGAGUCCCUAAAAACUCCCAGUGGAGCUCAGUCCUUGGUGGACAAAACCCCCAUCAAGUCUCCAGGUGAGGCGAAGACCCAGCAGCCGAAGACACCUGCAGAGACAUUGCUGCCUAGGGUGGCUGGAUUCUCCAAGGUGGUUACUUCCACGCCCCUGGAGCCCAAAACGACGAAGGACCCUGAGAAGCCAAAGAUAGGCAAGGCAUUAAACUUUGACGAGAAGAAGGAGAAGGUGGCCGAUAUUUCGGUCGAGUCUAUCAGGGAUGACUCCACCAAGAGCGUGGCCAAUAGCAUCACCAUCAAGGAAACUCCCAAAGCUGAGGAGAAGACCAACAAGGAUGUCUCUACCAGUUCCAAGCGCUCUGAGCUGCAGCCCCUGAACCUAAAGAAGAGCUAUGAACCUUCCCCGAUACCUGGUCCGGCACCUGUGAUAAAUGAAUCCACUGGAUCGCAGUCGGGAGUUAGUGGAACAGCGUCUGUGAACAACAGCCUCAAGCCAGUGGAAAAGAUCGUCCUAAAAGAGAACACUCCCGGGCAGGAUCUGCUGGAGUGGUGCAAAGAAGUAACCAAAGAUUAUCCCAAUGUCAAAGUCACCAAUCUGACCACCAGCUGGCGCAAUGGCAUGGCCUUUUGUGCCAUUAUCCAUCACUUUGUACCAGAGCUGAUAGACAUGUCAAAGCUGAGUGCUCACGAGGUGGUGGGCAACUGCAAGAUUGCCUUUGAUGCUGCCGAGUCCUUGGGAAUACCUCGGGUCAUUGAGCCGCGCGAUAUGAAUCUGCUGACAGUGCCCGACAAGCUGGCCGUGAUGACCUAUUUGCAUCAAUUGCGUGCCCAUUUCACAGGCAAGCAGCUGAAAAUCGAACAAAUUGGUUCUACGGCAGAUGAAUCGAGUUAUGUGAUUGGAAACUACAAAUCGGACAUUCUGUCCCAGAGUCGUAUGUCCUUUUCGCGCAUGAAGAUCCAACAGAGCACCUUCGAUGACGACAUUCUGACGGCCCUGAACAAAACCGAGCCGUUGUCGCCAACCAGCAAGAAGGAUGUUAAGAAUCUGAUUCUGAACAACUCGAUGAACAUACUGGGCAAGGUGCUCUCACCCACAAAGGACAAGAAUUCGAUAAACGCCUCGCAGCACGGCAGUUGCCAAACACCACCGCCCCAAGAAGACGGCCAGGACGAGGCCACACAGCUGGGCGGCAAGGAGAACACCUCCCUGACAGUUCUCGAUUCCCAGGCGGCCAAUGAGGAGAGACAACAGCGGCUGCGAGAGCAAGCCCGCCGGCUCAUCUUGGAGACGCGUGUUAAGAGCGGCGUAUCCAUCGAGAGUCCCACCAGCCCCACCAAGCCCAAGCGUUUCAACUUCUCGCAGGAGCGCACCAUCUCGCCCAUUCACAACGGUGCCGAUGAGUUCUUCGGGGACCACUCCAAGAAGAGUGACGAGAAGGAACCGGUCAGUCCUAGUCAUAGAUUAAGCGAUCCGAGGGUUAAAGGCAGUCCGCUGCAGUCCUUCAAUGGGCUGGUGGACCGCAUCUCACCAAAGCACGAGAAGAAGGGCGACAAGUUGUCGUACAUCGAGUCCGAACUGGAGGCUCUGGAAAGGGAGCAGGAGGCCAUCGACCAAAAGGCCAGCAGUCUGGAAGCCAAGCUGCGCGCCGUUAUGGGCGGCAAUCCAAGUAAUAAUCGCAGUAGAAACCCGUUCCUUAGGCUAAUCCGAAAUAGUAUUGGUGGUGGUGAUGUGAUUCGUAUUAAGCUGCUGGACUCUGAUGACGAGAGUCUGUUUGGUGGUGGUGGUGGUACCAGCGGUGCUGGAAGUGGGGCGUGCAGCGAGGAUGACGACAUGGGCACGUCAAGUGAAAGUGUCUACAUCACCGGCGAUGAGAUGCAUUCCCAACUGAGGGUUCCGCCUCGCCAACGGCCCCGCUCGCAGUCAUGUUUCGUGAAUCCGAACAAGCCGGCCCAUUCAUCGAGCAUGACCCACCACUCGCCCUCCCAUCUGCGCCCGCAUCAUGUACAUCACGUUGUGCCCUACUCCCAUAUGCUAGAUAGCUGCCCAUCGCAGCAGUCCUCCUGUGAUAACCUGCCCGCGUGCAGCGACGAUGACGAUGUCCGGCGGCAACAGGAUCGCAGGCCGAUCCAUAGGCGACGCCGUCAGCCUCGACCCCAUAUGUGUAUCCAUCAUAGUCACAAUCAUUGUGAGACCGAGGAAACCGAGGAGCAACUGUUAUCGCAAUGGUUUACCCUGGUCAACAAGAAAAAUGCCCUCCUUCGUCGACAAAUGCAGUUGAACAUACUCGAACAAGAAAAAGAUUUGGAACGUAAAUUUACGAUGCUGAAUCAGGAGUUGCGGGCGGCGCAAUCAGUGGAGGAUUGGCGCAAAACGGAAGUGCAACGGGAAAAGGAACGCCUGCUGCUCGAGGAGCUGGUGACUAUUGUCGAUAAGCGCGACCAGUUGGUUCAGCAUCUGCACAAUCAGGAACAAGCGAUCGAAGACGAUCACGAGAUAGCGAGGGAACUCGAGCAGGUCGACAUAAGUGGCGGCAAAGACAAAUGUGUUCUUCAAUAGAAAUCGAAAUUAACCAAAACCCGACUGGAGAUUAUACUUACAGCAGACACACACACAACACUCAAUCUUAUCUAUGUAACUAGCUAGAUAUCAACUAUGUUCGGUGACACGCGGAAAGGUCGCGUGGUUUUUGUGGUUCGGUGUCGCUUAUGCAAUCGUUUUAUCCAACGACAACAAUUACUCAGUAUGGACCACUCAGUAUGGUUUAAAAAAUAUAUAUAUAUGAAUAUAUAUGUAUAACAAAGAUACUGUGAAACCAGAUUAAUUGCUUUUGUAUCUAAGCAAAGAAAAAGAACAAAACGUCCGUUAGUGAACUAAGCUGAAAAGGGAUUAAUAAAAACCCUUAGAACAGACAUUUCGAAAAGGGGCAAUCUACACUAAUAUUUAUAUAUUCAGACAUGAAAUUAUUUAACGUCUAUGUGUAAAAUUAUAUGUUCGGUUCUUGUUUUGUUGUUAGUGCCAUCUGAACCACAUCUAAAGUCGAUACAGAACGCAAUUGAGGAGGCAAUUUUACGAUAGUUUAUGAUACCUUAGCAUUUAUCCCGCAGUACUAGUAAUGCUUCAUCCAAAAAUACACCUGUACACGUAACUUAUAUAAUACCUUAUACAUACAUACAUAUAUUUAUGAACCCUCUGUGCAAAAACCACCACUCUUACCAUACAUAAUUUUUAGAUCCGUACAUUUGCUCUAAGUUAAUGCAAAGCGAAUCGCUUUAAUCAUAAUUUAAUGGUGGCUUAUAUACUUAUAUAAUACAAUUUUAAUUUUAUUUGCCCUGGCGAAUGUAUAAAGAACUGUUCAAAACCAAGAAACCUAGCUAAUAAAGACCAUGCAGAUUCAAUCGUCUGCAUCGAUUAAAUCCAAA